AUGGUUUUACCCACGUGUUUGAAAUGGAGGCACUCAUUAAAAGGGGUACGGUUAGUGGCGGAUAUUAAGAGAAUAAGAAGAGGACAAGCACAGGGUUUAAAGGAGUUUGCCCGUUUUCAAAAGGAUAAAAAAGUUCUGGAUUUAACUGGUGCAGAACUACAAUUUGCCAAUAGAGAUAAAACAGUUGAAGAAGCCAGGACCGGUUUUGUUUCUGUUUUUAAGACUCCCACUACUAGUGCUAAUCCUGUCAAUGUGCAGAUGAGUGGUGACAUUGUGCAGAGUAGUGGUUACAACAACAACAAUGGGACAAAUAAAAGGAAGAGGGACGAUUUGGAAGACAUGAUUGCUAGUUUAGAGAGUACUACAAAAGAAGAAGUUGUUAAGAACUUAAAGGACUUGGUGAGAACACUUUGUCUGCAAAAUAAUCCUAGUGAUUCACUCAUAUUACUUACUCUGGAGGAACUUGCUAAAGCUGCAAGACGGGUUAAUCAUGAUAAUGCUGAUACCUUUGAAGAGUUGAAACGUGAGGCAAACCGACAUCAAUUAAAAUUAUAUUUUUCUUCUUUGUGUUUGUCCGUUAUGGGUGGUAAGGUUGCGGAUGCAAUCACAAAAGCUGUGUCAAAAUAUUUAAAGGAAAAGCAACCUGAGAAGAAAACUACUCCAAAACCUGAGGAUUCUACAUUGCACAAUUUAUACCUGCCAUACCAGGCUACUUGUAUGUAUCCAUACAAUGCUAUGCCUUACUUUAUUUUUUCUUUAUUUGAAAUGUCUUCAUUUAUAAUUCAAGGAUCACUGAUACCCUAG
Mytilus trossulus (common blue mussel) is the source of this 804-nucleotide messenger RNA. RefSeq lists its product as uncharacterized. The record is from RefSeq and is a predicted model, not a curated record. The transcript has 3 exons. Bases 1 to 804 code for a protein of 267 amino acids. Lineage: Eukaryota; Metazoa; Mollusca; Bivalvia; Mytilida; Mytilidae.